Molecule: messenger RNA, 2161 nt
Organism: Drosophila serrata
Lineage: Eukaryota; Metazoa; Arthropoda; Insecta; Diptera; Drosophilidae
Gene: eIF2Bepsilon
Product: eukaryotic translation initiation factor 2B subunit epsilon
Cellular component (GO): eukaryotic translation initiation factor 2B complex
Molecular function (GO): guanyl-nucleotide exchange factor activity; translation initiation factor activity; translation initiation factor binding
Source: RefSeq, a predicted model, not a curated record
CAUUAAGGAAAUGGCCCAGUUCGAAAAGGAAAUUGUGCAGGCGGUACUGAUAGCCGACAACAAUGUGUGGAACUUUAAGCCGCUCUCCGACGAGGGGUCCACGGCUCUGCUGCCGCUGGUGAAUGUGAGCAUGCUGGACUACGCGCUCAUCGCCCUGAAUCGCAGCGGCGUGGAGGAGGUCUUCGUGUACGCCAGCCUCUACCUGCAGGACGUCCGGGAUCACAUCAAGGCGGGCAUUGCCACGUACGCUUCGUGGUCCUUCAAGAUGACGGUCCAUGUGAUUGGCGGCGAGGGAUGUCGGUGCUUUGGCGAUGCCAUGAGAGAUCUGGACGCCAAGGCUCUGAUACGAGGCAAUUUCAUACUGCUGGGUGCGGACACGGUGACGAAUGCUGAUCUGCGGCCCGUGCUGGAGCAGCACAAGCGUCAGGCCAAGUUCGAUAAGGGCACGGCCGCCACGCUGGUGUUCAAGGAAUGCUCGAACAAUGUGCGCACGGGCAAUGAGCUGCUUAUUGCGGUCGACCGGCGCAACGAUCGGCUGCACUACCAUCAGCGGCUGAAGGUCCAUCAGAAGGAGUCACGCUACCAGAUUCCGCUGGACAUCUUCCUGGGCAACUCCUGUGUGGCACUGCAUCACAAUCUGCUCGAUCCGCAGAUAGCCAUUGGGUCGCCGUCCAUGCUGUCGCUGUUUAGUGAUAACUUUGACUUCCAGACCCGCGACGACUUCGUGCGCGGUCUGCUGAUCAACGAGGAGCUUCUGGACAGCAGGAUCUAUGUGGCACUCCUGCCGGCCGCCCAGUAUGCGCACAAGGUGAACAGCUGGCCGGCGUAUCAGCUAGUUAGCCGGGACAUCAUCAAUCGGUGGGCCUAUCCCCUGGUCCCCGACAUGGGCGUCUAUAAGCUGCAGCAGCAGUAUGUCUUCCACAAGGACAACAUCUACAAGAGCCACGAGGCGCAUGUGUCCAAGGUGGCGCUGCACGAGAAUGUGGUAAUCCAGGCGGGCAGCCACGUGGACAGCGGCACGGUGAUCAGCGACAGCGUCAUCGGAGUCAACUGCCGCAUUGGCAAGAACUGUCGGCUGACUAACGUCUUCUUGAUGGCCAAUGUCACCGUCAAGGACAAUUGUCGGCUGGAGCACUGCGUCCUUGGUGCGGGAGCCAUUGUCAACGAGGAUUGCGAUGUGAGCGCUGGCUGUGUGCUCGGUGCAAAGAGUGUGCUGCCAGCAAAGACAAAGCUGGCCAAUACCCUGAUCACCAGCACGCCCAGUACACAGCAAACCGAUGACCAGGAGCAGCAGGAGGCAACAGUGCAACUGGAGUCCCUUGGACCGCACGCCUUUAUCAUCAGCGAUCUGACAACCGGCGAUCCCGAGGACUCUGAUGGCGACGACUUCCUGCCCCAGCAGCCGCUUAGCAUACCCAAAAUGGGUGACCUGCUGGCACCACUGGAAGAGAUAAGCUACUUCAGCGACAACAGCGAGGAUGAUGAAGAUGCCUCGCGGGCGGUGACGCCGCUGCCUGAUGACACCAACAUUUUCCUUGGCGAGGUGAUCGAUUCGCUGACUCGCGGCUACCGGGAAAAAUCCAAUCCAGAUUUUCUUAUCCUGGAGAUUAACUCGUCGCGUUAUGCUUACAAUAUGUCUCUGAAGGAGGUCAACUUUAACGUGGUGAAGGCCGUCUUUGGCAUGCAGCACAUUGUGGAGCCUGCGAACAACAAUGUCCUGGUGGCCAUAAAUGCUGCCUUCAAGCAACUCGGACCCGUUGUCUCUAAUUAUAUCAAGAGCGAGGAUGCCAUGCUGGAUUGCCUCAAGGCGCUGGAGGACGUGUACGAGGAGAAUCCGCUGGUCAGGGAAAAGAUCUCGCAGAUUGUCCACUACCUGUACGACAAGGACUUUGUGUCCGAGGAUGCCAUCCAAGCGUGGUACGAGCAAUUGGAUGACCAGGAGCACGCCCAGCUGCGUCAGAGUCUAGCCAAGCUUGUCCAAUGGCUGGAUCAGUCCAGCGAGGAAGAGGAUGAUGAUGAUGACGACGAGGAAGAUGAGGAUUAAACAUAGACUUGGCUAGCGAUUUUAAAGGACUUUCUUCUUUUACAAUCUUUAUAAGUUUGUAAAUUCCGGAGAUCAUUCAAUGAUUUCACCGAAAGAUAAUUAAAUAAAAGCAAAAAC